Molecule: messenger RNA, 798 nt
Organism: Didymodactylos carnosus
Lineage: Eukaryota; Metazoa; Rotifera; Eurotatoria; Philodinida; Philodinidae
Source: the annotation of a GenBank genome assembly
AUGGUUAACAGAAACCAAAAGGAAUUCCAUGAACAAGAAACACAAACAGAUGAAGCUUUUCCAAGUACUCGAUUAAUAACAGAUUAUACUAGUGGAUUUCGUCAAGAUAAUUAUGAUUUUAAUGAUGACGACGAUUGUUAUGAUUUACAAGCAUUCAAUACUCAAAUAAAACAGCAUGCUAAAAUAGAAUACGACAAUAAUCGUGAUACAGCUAGUCCAAGACCGACAUUACCGGUCGAAAAUACAAUUACAAUAGAUUCAAAUCAUGCAUUAUCGACACAAGUAGCUGGUACUUUACUGGAUAAUUGUAUACAAAUAUCGCUGAAAAAGGGUAUCGUCCCGAUUCGUCGACAAAUCGGACACUUCAAAGAAUAUACAUCAAAGAAUUUCAAAGGCGGGAGGGGCGGUGUGAGAAAUCAAAUAGUUCUAACCGAUCCUACCAAUAUGGGUCGGCAAUAUACAAUCGAUAAACAAAAGUAUUCAAUUGUUAAAAGAAAGACUGAUCAAACAUUAAAUUCAGAUUGUAAUUCAACAAGACAUUUAUUACAUCAUCUUAUUAAUUCUUUAUAUUCGUUUCACGAACUUGAAAAAAGCUCAAUUGAUGGAAAAAUUUCUCAUACUAUAUCAUUGUCAGUAUCACGAAUGACCACUAUCGACAACCAUAUGCUAAAACUUUAUGGUUCACAUUAUGAAACAUAUCGUAAAUUAAAACUAUGUGGUGCUAAACAACAAGAAUCAUUUAGAGCUCAAAAAUCAUAUUUAUCAAAAGACAAAACUACCGCAUUAGCUAUAAACUAA